AUGGCAUCCGACAACAAAAUGGGUCGUUGGGGUGCCAUAAGUUAUGUAAUGGGAAAUAUUGUAGGCGCAGGAAUUUUUAUUGCACCCACAGCUAUAUCUAAUCAAGUUGGAUCGGCAGGAAUGUCGAUCAUAAUUUGGGUACUGUCCGCAAUACUUUGUACAAUUGGGGGCUUUUGUUAUUUGGAAUUGGGUACAAUUGUAAAAAGAUCUGGAGGGGAUUUUGCAUACCUUUGCUUUGUAAAAUGGCAUUGGAUUGCUUUCAUGUUUAUGGUCUCUGGCUGCGUGAUCGUUUAUCCUAUGCAGUUAGCAAUUGCAGCGAGUGCUUCUGGCGAGUACAUUGUUCAGGCAUUUCAGUUUUGUAAGCAAUUUUUUCAUUGUUAUUCGCAGGGUCUUGGAUUUUCUGAUAAUCCCCAUGUCUAUUGGCUAAAUAAACUGUUUGGAUUCUCCAUUGUCUGGCUGAUACUUUUUUUGAAUUUUUUCUCAAUCCGUCGAGUCGGUGCCCCUUUCCAGAUGCUUUCUUCUGUGGCAAAACUAACUGCCUGUACUUUUGUUAUUGGAGCUGGUGUUUUCCAAGUUUUCUCGAAAGGUUAUUCAGUAUUAUCUCGCCUUUAUUCCCACUUUCCAGGCAGCAAAUUCAAACAGAUUGAUGACUUUUUUGUCAACUCAAGCUUCUCGGCAGGUCAGAUUUCUGCUGCCUUGCUGGGAGGGUUUUACAGUUAUGAUGGUUGGGAUAUUCUAAAUUGGGGUGUUGAGGAAAUUAAGAGCCCUGAAAGAGUAAUGCCUUUCGCAAUCAUUGGCGGCAUGUCUCUAGUUGCUUUACUUUACACAUCAAUGAAUUGUGCUUAUUUUACUUUACUGACAGCUGAUGAAAUGAAAGUUUCCAAUGCUGUCGCAAUGACGUUUAUUGAACGUAUUAUUGGUCAAAAUUUAGCUAAUUGGACUGUUCCUCUAUUAAUUAAUUUGGUAUUGCUUGGUUCGAUUAACGGUACUAUGUUUAUUGCAAGCAGAUACUUGUUUGCGGCAUCACGUGAACGCCAUUUACCAGCGUUCCUUGCGUGUGUAAACGAGAAAAAUGAAAGUCCAAGAUCAGCUCUUUUAGUUCAUGUAUUAUUGGCAUUCAUAUUCUCAUUUGCUGGCAAUAUUGAGCAACUAAUCGUCUCAAUGGGUUUUGCCCAAUUGCUACAACGUUGCUUUACUUUAUCCGCUCUCCUUUAUAUUCGCUUCUAUAGAUUAGGAUUAAAUACCGAAGAUAAUGAAAUAAUUAAAACCCCAAUAAUUUUGCCAAUACUUUUCUUAAUUAUUUGUAUUGUGCUCGUUUCUAUUAUUAUUUUACAAAAGUUCUCGGAUGCCUAUAUUGCUUUAAUUGUUUUGGCAUUUGCAGGAAUUAUUUAUUUGCUAUUUUUGUGGGAUAAAGGAUUAAGGAGAUUCGAGUUUUAUAGAAUAAUGUCUGAACAAGUAAAUGGUUGGUUUCUAAUUUGGAUUACCCCAUUUUCUCGAUUAAUUUCCCUCGUUCGAAUAAUUCCCCAUUCUUGA
Messenger RNA from Meloidogyne enterolobii, 1533 nucleotides. The record is from the annotation of a GenBank genome assembly. NCBI's taxonomy places the organism in Eukaryota, Metazoa, Nematoda, Chromadorea, Rhabditida, Meloidogynidae.